Messenger RNA from Tuber melanosporum (Perigord truffle), 3302 nucleotides. RefSeq lists its product as uncharacterized. Gene Ontology annotation, molecular function: nucleic acid binding; protein binding. Gene Ontology annotation, cellular component: nucleus; site of double-strand break. The record is from RefSeq and is a predicted model, not a curated record. Gene Ontology annotation, biological process: DNA repair; proteasome-mediated ubiquitin-dependent protein catabolic process. Bases 1 to 3162 code for a protein of 1053 amino acids. The transcript has 7 exons. NCBI's taxonomy places the organism in Eukaryota, Fungi, Ascomycota, Pezizomycetes, Pezizales, Tuberaceae.
AUGUCUUACCUCGCAACUAUUUACGAGGCCAGCAGUGUCCGGAUUGCUAUAAAAGCGGAAUUCUUAACUGUGGGGGAAACAUCUCUCAUUGUCGCUAAAACAUCACAUAUCGAGGUUUACAAACUUGAUGGACCUGGCAUCGUUCUCGAAGAUAAGUUUCCUAUUUACGGGAGAGUGAUAGCUCUUGCAGCUUUCAGGCCAGUGAAGUCCGCGACAGAUCACCUUUUGAUUGUGAUUGGUAAAGUCAAUUACCAAUAUUUCACGAUAUCAUGGGAUCCUGUUGCCAAAAAACCCAAAACCGAACAUAUGGCUGUGAAUUUCUCCGAAUACAAUGCACCAUUAUCGGAUUCUUUCCAGUGUUUGGCCGACCCUGGGAAAAAUAUGUUAGGGAUUCACGUUUAUAAAGGAAUUUUCCUGGUUAUUCCGCAGAUUCAGCAGUCGAUUAAAGGUUCUAGAAGGUCGCGCGCGGAUUUAGAUGUAGGCAACAUCGGGAACCCGUGUGUUGUGAGGCUCAAGGAGCUGGAAAUCCUUGAUUUGAAAUUUCUGUUUGGUACUAUUUCGCCUGUACUAGCUGUACUUUAUAAGCCUUCCGGAGCCGAUGAGAUGGCGGUUAAUACAUAUGAACUAUCUGUAAAGUCCGGUGAGGUUAAGCUCUUGGACUGGCGGAUUCGGGAUUUGAAGGGGGGACGGGAGGCUCUAUUCCUCAUACCUGUUCGGCCACCUUCGAACGGAUUAUUGCUCAUUGGGGUAACCAAGAUCCAAUAUUUCGACAAUUAUGGAAAUAAAACCUUCCUGCCUGUCGACCCGCCUAUGGUAUGGGUUACUUGGGAGAUGUUAAGUCCGGAGAGAUAUAUUUUAGGAGACGAAGCUGGCGGGCUUCAUAUGUUGACAUUAUCAGCUGGUUUGAUGGACACGAAAGUCGGUCUUCACUUAAAGCUGGUUGGAAAUGCGUCUAUUCCAGAAAUAUUAGUCCACUUAAAUCAAGGGCUUUUGUUUUUAGGCUCACACUCCGGCGAUUCACAGCUCCUCCAACUGUAUCAGAAUGGGAUUAAGCCGAUGGUUCGAGUCCAGCAAGUUCUUCGCAACAUAGGCCCAAUAGUAGACUUCAGAGUUAUGGAUUUAGACUAUUCAAGGUCUGAUGAGGUAAUGCGGCAAUAUUCGCCUGGUCAUAUUAGAUUUUUAUCAGCGAGUGGCGGGCACACGCAGGGCCAUCUAAGGACCAUAAGAAGUGGAGUUGGCCUAUAUGAUUUAGGCUUUCUUGGAGAGAUGAGUGGAAUCCGGGGCCUAUGGAGCUUACGGUCAAUUCCUGGUAGCAGCUUUGAUGAUGUGCUGGUUGUCUCCUUUAUUGAGGAAACUAGAAUAUUUAAGUUCGACAAUUCUGGAGAAAUUGAGGAAUUGUACGAGUUCAUGGGAUUUGCGCUUAACCAAAGAACUAUUCUCGCCCAUAGUGUUGUUGGCGGCCGGUUCUUGCAAGUUACCGCUACUGCAGUUAAGCUCGUGGAUGUCCGUAGUAACACUCUUAUCGCAGAGAGUUAUCCAGACAAGAGCUUAACUAUAACCAUAGCAAGUGCCAAUCAAGACUUGCUAAUAUAUGCGAUGGGUCCUACCUUGGUUCUUUUGAAUCUUGCGCGAGAUUUGGAGGAGCAUAUCAGAACCACCUUCGAGAACGAAAUAAGUUGCCUCAACAUGCCUAGUUCCCCAUCCACAAUCUGCGCAGUUGGCUUCUGGACUGUGUCACUGGUCCUAAUUCUUAGCGUACAAUCGUUCUCCAUUUUAUCUCAGGAGAUAUUGUCUCAAGAGGACAGUGCCGCUACUCCCCGUUCAUUACUUUUUGCGAGACUUUUAGAGAACGGACCGCCGACCUUGCUUGUCGCCUUAGGUGAUGGAAGCAUGUUCACUUUCGCAUUGAAUGAAACGACUUGCGGCUUAAGUGAAAGGAAACAUAUAAUUCUUGGUGCGCAGCCAAUACGGUUCCAGUCAAUACCUGGGGGAAAUGGUGGAGUUACUGUUUUUGCAACCUGUGACCAUCCGAGCGUUAUAUAUGGUAGCGAUGGGAGAAUUGUAUACGCUUCUGUUACCGCCGAUAAACCAACCUACGUUACCUCCUUUAAUUCUCCCAGCUUUCCAGAUGCUGUCGUUAUAGCUAGCGAGGAUGAUUUAAAGCUCUCCGUUGUGGACCCUGUGAGGACUAUGCAUGUCCAGUCAUUACCAGUAGGGGAUGUUGUCCGAAGGAUAGCGUACUCAAAGGAGAAGAAUAUUAUUGCAAUUGUUACAGUUUCAAAAGUUCCCGAUACGAGGACAGGCGAUUAUCUCUAUUCAUCUUGCAUUCGACUUGUCGAUAACACUGCUUUUUCUGUGGUUGAUUCCUAUGAGCUAAACCAACUGGAGCUCGUUGAGAGUCUCGCAUCUGGCAAGAUCUGUGGUGGAAACGGAUUACUCUCUGAAGGGUUUCUAGCAGGAACCGUAUACCCUGGCGGGGGUAGGGACGAGAGCGAAAAAGGCAGAAUCAUUGUUUUUAACGCGAGUGAAACGAAACGCAUCAAGCUGAUAGUAUCGUAUGAUACUCCGGGUUCGGUAAAUGGAAUACAGAUUGUAGGAGAAGGAAAAUUCGUGGCUGCUAUAGGCCGAGAGAUUCAUCUUUACUCUCUUAAAUACACUGAUAUUCAGAGUAAAACAGCUGCAAGCGAGUCGGUAGGCGCUACUGGAUGUACAAUCACCAAGCUAGCAAGCUUCAAAGCACAUAGUACACCUCUUGACGUUGCAGUCUACAAUGACAUUAUCGCCGUUUGCGAUUUUAUGCAUGGUCCUUCGAUUCUCCAGCAUAUAGAGGAUAAAGAAAACAAAAGUUCUGAGUUUGUUGAGGUUGCAAGGGCACCAAAGCCGAGUUGGCUUACAGCUCUCGAGCUAUUGGAUGAAAAGACUGUUUUCUGCGCUGACACGGAUGGUAAUUUGGUUGUUUGGCAACGGCAACUCUCUGGAGUCACUGAAGAUGACAGGAAGCAACUGCAGCAAAUUGCAUCCAUGAAAAUUGGAGAGGAUAUUGAUAGGAUUAGAAGGAUCUGCAAUCAGACCUUGGCUGGAAGCAGGGUUCAGCCAAAAGCCCACUUAUCAACGGUAGAUGGAGCUAUAUUACUCUACGGGCGACAUUCAAAGCUACCGUGAUAGAUCUAUUGAUCAAUCUUCAGACCAAUCUCGCAAAACGCUGUUAGGGGAUUAGGGGGCCUCCAUUUCCUAUCCUACCGCGCAAUUUCGACAUCACCGGAUAACUUGAGCACAGAGCCAAUGCGGUUUGUCGACGGAAA